AUGGCACCCUCUCAGUCCGGCAACAACCAGGAGGCUGCUGUCCCCACCCCUCCACUGCUGGACCUGACCAUUGACAACAUCACCCAGAACGUGGUGCGGAUCAACUCCCAGAGCAGCGAUGCGCGCCUCAACUAUCUGAUGGAGCGGCUGGUGACCCAUGUCCACGACUUUGCGCGGGAGACACGCCUCAGCACGCACGAGUGGAUGGCUGCCAUCCAGUUUCUAACCCAGACAGGACAAAUUUGCAGCGACGUUCGCCAGGAAUUCAUCCUGCUCUCAGAUGUCCUAGGUCUGUCCAUGCUGGUGGACUCCAUUGAUCAUCCCAAGCCACCAAAUUGCACUGAAGGCUCCGUACUGGGGCCUUUCCACACUCACGAUGCACCGCAUCUGCCCAUAGGCUCAUCCAUGAGCUCAGACGCCGCGGGAGAGCCUAUGCUCGCAUUAUGCACUGUCCGCGACUCGUCAAACAGGCCAAUUGAAGGCGUCAAGGUCGACAUCUGGGAGACGGACUCCUCAGGCCACUAUGAUGUGCAGUAUUCCACCAGAGAGGCGCCAAGCGAGCGCUGCAUCAUGACCAGCGACGUGGACGGCAGCUUCUGGUUCAAGGCCAUCCGGCCUGUAAGCUACCCCAUCCCGGAUGACGGCCCGGUAGGCAAGCUGUUGGGGCGACUCAAGCGCCAUCCAUGGCGGCCAGCCCAUAUGCACUUCAUGUUUGAGAAGCCGGGAUUAGAUCAUUUGAUAACGACCCUCUUUAUUCGCGGCGACAAAUACGAGACAUCUGACGUCGUCUUUGGCGUUAAGAAGAGCCUGGUGGUCGAUCUAGACAAGGUCGACAAGGAGACGGCGAUUAGAUACGGAGUGCCCGAGGGAGCCUGGUUGCUCAGGCACAACUUUGUCUUGGCCAGCACAAGGGAGACUGAGCAUCUGAGAGACAAGAAUGCCAUGGAAGCGAUGGAAAGAUUGGGACUGAAGAGCAAGCUCAUUGACCACCUGCCCGUACCUGAUUUAGAUUAA
Messenger RNA from Trichoderma gamsii, 1014 nucleotides. RefSeq names its product catechol dioxygenase. The record is from RefSeq and is a predicted model, not a curated record. NCBI's taxonomy places the organism in Eukaryota, Fungi, Ascomycota, Sordariomycetes, Hypocreales, Hypocreaceae. Gene Ontology annotation, molecular function: ferric iron binding; catechol 1,2-dioxygenase activity. Bases 1 to 1014 code for a protein of 337 amino acids. Gene Ontology annotation, biological process: catechol-containing compound metabolic process. The transcript is spliced from 3 exons.